AUGACACGAUCACACAAGAAGGCAGUCGAUUAUUACAGCGAUGAAUACAGAAAGAAUUGUAAAGGAAGCGAGAGAAGAGUGUACCGAAAGAAAGUUCGGGAUGCCCUCUGCAAUAACAGUCAUUCCGUAUCAGGCGUUGAUUUACUGCCAUCGGAACCCAGUCGAAAGCUUUGGGGAAGGGUUCCUGUUCUUUCCGAUAGUUAUCAAUCGUCAUUGGUUCAACAGGCCGUUGCGGAAUAUUACGAAAUUAUGAGUGAUCCAGCAUAUUCUCCUCAAUUAUUGAAAGAACAAGUGAAAGAGAAUUGUCGAGAAGAGAAGUGGGAAGAAGAAUGUUCGAAACGAUCUUCUCGAAAGAAUUGGAAAAUGCAGAGAAAAUUGGCAUUGGAUGGUUUGAAACAUCCCUAUGAAGAGGAUUCCACAGAUAGUGAGGAAGAGAAGGAAAUUGAGAAGGCUGUAAAAACACAACAAAAACAAAUCAAUUCAACUGUCAAAGAGAAUGUCAAUCAAGUGAGACGAUUUUUAGAUAACGAAAGUUAUAAUUCUUUCAAAUUUUAUAGGAAGUUCAAUAACAAGUAA
Molecule: messenger RNA, 576 nt
Organism: Naegleria lovaniensis
Lineage: Eukaryota; Heterolobosea; Eutetramitea; Acrasida; Naegleriidae
Exons: 1
Coding region: 1-576 (191 amino acids)
Source: RefSeq, a predicted model, not a curated record